CUUGCGUCAGCCAACCCCAACCCGGGCCCUAUUGUUAGAGAGAGGUUCAGAGACGAGCCCUGCAAUGUGGGCACAACUUGUAAACAGGACUUUGGUUGAAUAAACAAGAAACGCCUCCCCUUGCGUCUACGUCCUCGCUCCAAGCCGCUGUCCGGAUGAGUGCCGUGCAACUUUACGCAUCUUGACUUGCGGGCUUCGCGUCUGUUUACCUCUGACACCGGGCAGUAUUCAGUGAAUGUACACGUCGAUCAAAGUGCAAGGUCCCCUCAGAUAUGAACGAGCGGCUCUGACCACUGCUUCCAUCUCUCCAACCCACUCUUCAUGCGCCUUUUCACGCGUGUAUCCUGCAGUCACUAGCCUCGGUUUGCACUAAGAUGUCGUGUCUUUUACUGGGAGUAUUACGAAGACAUGGGGGUGUGGGGGCGAGUGUGGGGGUCCGGUCCCUGGCCUCCGUCCCCUCUCUCCCUCCGGCCGUGGCAGAGUUUGUGAAGGGCGCGGUGGAGGAGUGCAAACCGUCCGGGGUCCACGUGGUGACUGGGACCCCCGAGGAGACAGCCAACAUCCUGGCCGGGCUGGAGAAGGAGGGCAUGGUCAAGAAGCUGCCCAAAUAUGAAAACUGCUGGUUGGCGCGCACAGACCCAAAGGACGUGGCUCGGGUUGAAAGUAAAACCGUGAUCGUGACCAAAAAGCAGCGGGACACCAUCCCCAUCCCGGCCGAGGGGGUCAAGAGUCAGCUGGGCAACUGGAUGAGCGAGUCCGACUGGGACAGGGCCCGACAGGAGCGCUUCCCUGGCAGUAUGGCAGGUAGGACCAUGUAUGUCAUACCCUUCAGUAUGGGUCCAGUGGGCUCCCCUCUGACCAAAUAUGGUGUUCAGGUGACAGAUUCGCCCUAUGUAGUGGCCAGUAUGGGCAUCAUGACUCGAAUGGGAACGCCUGUCAUGAACAAAUUAGCUGAAGGAGUGGAGUUUGUGCGCUGCCAACACACUCUGGGUCGACCUCUACCUCUCAAAGCUCCUCUGGUGAACUCAUGGCCCUGUAACCCAGAGAAGGUGCUCAUUUCCCACCUACCCGACUCCAGGCAGAUCCUGUCCUUCGGAAGUGGAUAUGGAGGAAACUCUCUGUUAGGAAAAAAGUGUUUUGCUCUUCGAAUUGCCUCUCGCAUCGCCAAAGAUGAAGGCUGGCUGGCAGAGCACAUGCUGAUUUUGGGCAUCACUAAUCCUCAGGGUGUGAAGCGUUAUGUAGCUGCAGCAUUUCCCAGCGCUUGUGGGAAAACCAACCUGGCCAUGAUGAAGCCCGCUCUGCCCGGCUGGAAGGUGGAGUGUGUGGGAGACGAUAUCGCGUGGAUGAAGUUUGACAGCCAAGGGAAACUCAGGGCCAUUAAUCCAGAGAACGGGUUUUUCGGUGUUGCUCCCGGGACAUCAGAUAAAACCAACCCGUACGCCAUGGCAACUAUCUCCAAAAACACAGUGUUCACGAACGUAGGAGAGACCAGUGACGGAGGAGUGUGGUGGGAGGGUUUGGACUAUCCACCAGAGGGCGUCACUCUCACAGAUUGGCACGGGAAAACCUGGAAGAAAGGCAACCCGACCCCCUGUGCCCACCCAAACUCUCGUUUCUGUGCCCCGGCCGCUCAGUGCCCCAUCAUCGACCCGCAGUGGGAGAGUGAGGAGGGAGUGCCCAUCGACGCCAUCAUCUUUGGAGGAAGGAGGCCAGAGGGAGUGCCUUUGGUUUAUGAGUCCUUCAGUUGGAAACAUGGAGUGUUUGUUGGAGCAGCGAUGAGAUCUGAGGCCACUGCUGCAGCUGAACAUCAAGGCAAAGUAAUUAUGCACGACCCUUUCGCCAUGAGACCUUUCUUCGGGUACAACUUUGGAGACUACCUCGCCCACUGGCUCAGCAUGGAGACCAGGAAGGCCCCCACUCAGCUACCAAAGAUUUUCCACGUCAACUGGUUCAGGAAAGACCCCAGUGGCUCCUUCUUGUGGCCAGGAUUUGGGGAAAACGCCCGCGUGCUUGAGUGGAUCUUUAAGCGCUGCGGCAGGGAGAGAGAGGACCAAGCUGCCAAGAAGAGCAUUAUUGGUUGGGUGCCAGUAGAGGGCGCCAUCGACACUUCGGGCUUAGGUAGCACUGUAGAUAUGGGGGCGCUUUUCGAUGUUCCCAAGCCGUUCUGGCAAAAGGAGACCAAAGAGUUGAGGGCGUACUUCUCACAGCAGGUGGGGUCAGAUUUACCAGGGCAGGUGGAGGAGGAGCUGAGGCAGUUAGAGCAAAGAGUGCACAAUUAAAAUCAAAAUAAAGAUUUCAACAUGGUGCAAUUAGAUUAUCGGCUGUGUUACCAAACAAAGCAGUAAAGAAAUGUCUUAACUAGUUAAAAUUACUUACAAUUAGAAGAUCAUCUUUUAUUCUGUAGUGUUUUUAUCUUAUAUUUUAGUAGAUAACAGUACAUUUUUUAAAAUUAAAAGCUAAAAGAUUUUACUUCACUGGUGGGGUGGGCAAUAAUGACAAAAAUAAAUAGCUUUGUCUUGAUCAUGAUAAUUGAAUGAUAUUUUAGUAAUUCAUCUACUUUAUGCCCUUUUUAUGAUCACCAUAAAAGUUUAAUUUAAUUUAAAAUCAGCUCUGUAGCCUUUUUAAUAUACGUAUUCACAUUUUAAUAUUACAGACAAUCCCCUAAACUUGACAUUCACAUUUUCUCCAAUGCAGCAGUUUCAAAUUUGUCCCACCUCCACCCACAGUUAAAUCAUUUUGCUUGAGGAAAUGGACCAAUUGAAACCAGUAAAAAUAUCUUAAAACAGGUCACAUUUUUUUAGACUGCCAAGAGAUUUUAACUCACACAGAUGUUCCUUUUUGCACUGUCUAGAAACACAGUCGUAGUCUAAAAUAGGAUUAUAAUAAUGUCCAGUGUUGGAUAUGAAAAGAAGCUACUCUAAAUUAACAAUGCAAUAACUACAGGACAGACUUUUGGGCUGCCGCUAGAUCUUUACAGUGCUGUUUUUAAUAAAGGAGAAAUAAAUAAGCUUGAUAUUUUUGCACCGGUCUGGCCUUAAGAUAGUGGUGAAGAGGCUGCAGAUGUUUACUGGCUAAAACCCAUGGACCAAUGUGAUUUUAGAGGAAUAGAGAAUCCACUAUUUUUAAAUUAAUAUGAGUUCAUUAAAAAUAAAAUAGAAAAUAAAAUAACAGAAGUAUUUUUAAAGCAGAUUGAACCAGGGCCAAACUAUGGCUAAUGUUUCCACUUUUUUAUAUUUGUGAUUCAAUUGUUUAAUUUUACCUGAUGUUUACACAACAAUAGGUAAUAAUGUUGGACCAGUAAAUGCAACUGAGAUUAGGUAUUUUUACAAACUGUACACCAAAGUUUUAUUUACAGUGCAAUGAAUAAAAAUCUCAUGUAUGA
Messenger RNA from Boleophthalmus pectinirostris (great blue-spotted mudskipper), 3382 nucleotides. It is a transcript of the gene pck2, whose product is annotated as phosphoenolpyruvate carboxykinase 2 (mitochondrial). Lineage: Eukaryota; Metazoa; Chordata; Actinopteri; Gobiiformes; Gobiidae. The record is from RefSeq and is a predicted model, not a curated record. Bases 375 to 2279 code for a protein of 634 amino acids. The transcript has 11 exons. Gene Ontology annotation, cellular component: mitochondrion; cytosol. Gene Ontology annotation, molecular function: manganese ion binding; phosphoenolpyruvate carboxykinase (GTP) activity; GTP binding. Gene Ontology annotation, biological process: cellular response to insulin stimulus; cellular response to dexamethasone stimulus; gluconeogenesis.